This is a messenger RNA of Trichechus manatus latirostris (Florida manatee), 1539 nucleotides long. RefSeq names its product mesothelin (gene MSLN). Bases 1 to 1539 code for a protein of 512 amino acids. The transcript is spliced from 11 exons. Gene Ontology annotation, cellular component: cell surface. Lineage: Eukaryota; Metazoa; Chordata; Mammalia; Sirenia; Trichechidae. Gene Ontology annotation, biological process: cell-matrix adhesion. The record is from RefSeq and is a predicted model, not a curated record.
AUGGAGAUGUCCACCCACCCGCCGCGGUCGGGGGAGGCCGUGGCACCGCCCCCUGCCCUGGGCACUCACAGCGGGGCAGAGGUGGCUGUGUCUGGCACCCUCCCCGAACUGCCGCACCCCACUGUGUUGGAGGCUGAGCUGGGGCAGUGGGGGCUGACGCCAAAGCAGGGUGUCUGUGGGGCUGCCUACUGCCCUGAGCAGCUGAGUGCCAGGAGGAGGGACGUCAUGGCUGCCCGGCUGCAGCGUGACCUCAGGGACCCACGCUGGUGGCCCCCUAUGCUGUCUGCUGUCCUCCCGAGGGCCUGGCUGGCCCGACUGCGGCGGGACACCAAGGACAAGGAGGGCUGCCCCCCGGGGAUGGAGGUCCUCGAGGUGGACGAGAUGCUGGUCUUCUACUCGGAGCGGGAACUGCAGGGCUGUGUGGACGCUGCCCUGCUGGCCGAGCAGCUGGGCCGGGUGGAUGCCAUCCCCUUCACCUACGAGCAGCUCACUGUUUUCAAGCGCAAGCUGGACAAGACCUACCCCCAGAGGUAUCCCGCCAACGUGGUCCAGAGACUGGGCUCCCUGUUCCUGCUGGUCUCACCUGAGGAUAUUGGCAAGUGGGACGUGACGUCCACGGAGACCCUGAAAGCUCUGCUCCAAGUCAGCAGGGGGCAAAAGGCAGAUGCCCAGGCGCCUCAGCAGCUCCUCCCACAGGUGGCUGCCCUGAUAGCCCGUUAUGUGGCUUGUGGGGUCCAGGUCGAUGAGGACACCCUGGCCACCGUGGCCACCCUCAGCCCUGCCUACCUCUGUCUGCUCAGUCCUGAGCAGCUGGAAUUCUUGCAGCCCAACAUCCUUUGGGAAGUUGAGCCCAGAACCCUGGAGGGGUGCCCCCUGCCACAGAUGGAGGUCCUUUACACGAAGGCCCAAGUAGCCUUCCAGAACGGGACUGGGCCCAGCUACCUGGAGAGGAUCCAACCCUACCUGGGGGGGGCCACCACAAAGCACCUGCGAGCCCUCAGCCGGCAGAACAUCAGCAUGGAUGUGGCCGUGUUCAAGGAGCUGUGGACAGAGGCUGUGCUGCCCCUGACGGUGGCUGAAGUGCGCGGGCUGCUGGGGCCGCAUGUGGUUGACCUGAAGGUGGAGGAGCGGAACAGCCCGGUGUGGGACUGGAUUGUCCGGCAGCGGCAGGAAGACCUGGACACGCUGGGCCUGGGGCUCCAGGGCGGCAUUCCCAAUGGCUACCUGGUCGUGGACCUGGGUGCCCAAGAGGCCCUCUUGGGCCCCUGCAUCCCUGGACCUGGAUCUGUGCUGGCCUCACUCCUGUCGCUGCUCCUGGCUUCGGCCUCGAGCUGUGCUGCCCUGUACGCCUCGCCCCGGACCCGCUGGAGCCCCGCCUGCCACGAGCAGGCCGGCAGGGACUUCAAGGGUCCUGUUCCCAAGCCCCCAGCUGAGAUGUGUGUGGGGCCACAAGGGCUGGGUCCUGGCCGAGGGUCUCUGUGCUCCAUCCCUCCCCCCGCCAGCCCAGAGCAGAGGGACACAGGCGGGGAGAGAACUUGA